AGCGCGGCCUCCGCGGCGGCUCCGACUCCGACUCCCCGCGCCGCCGCUGCCUCUCCGGCCCUGCACGCCGCCCGCCCGGCCCAGCUCUUGCCGGGGCCCCUCGCCUCGUCCCUGCUAGGUCGAACCCGGGGACGGCGAAGUCCGAGGGACGCACGCGCGAGGGCCCUUUUGUGGACUUCACGACAGCCAACAUCUGGGCGCAGCGCGGGCCACCGCUGGCCGCCGCGCCGCCGCUGUGCCUUGGGGACCGUAGAAGGCGCAGCCCCGAGGCCAGAGACUUCGGUUCAGGACCAGCCCCCCGGGAUGCGGUAGCGGCCGCUGCGCGGAGGCCGCCAAGCAGCUGCAGCCGCCACCAAGCAGAUCCACGCUGGCUCCGUGCGCCAUGGUCACCCACAGCAAGUUUCCCGCCGCCGGGAUGAGCCGCCCCCUGGACACCAGCCUGCGCCUCAAGACCUUCAGCUCCAAGAGCGAGUACCAGCUGGUGGUGAACGCAGUGCGUAAGCUGCAGGAGAGUGGUUUCUACUGGAGCGCCGUGACUGGUGGCGAGGCGAACCUGCUGCUCAGCGCCGAGCCCGCCGGCACCUUCCUCAUCCGCGACAGCUCGGACCAGCGUCACUUCUUCACGCUCAGCGUCAAGACCCAGUCCGGGACCAAGAACCUGCGCAUCCAGUGCGAGGGGGGCAGCUUCUCGCUGCAGAGCGACCCCCGGAGCACCCAGCCGGUGCCCCGUUUCGACUGCGUGCUCAAGCUGGUGCACCACUACAUGCCGCCCCCGGGUACCCCCUCCUGCCCCUCUCCACCCGCUGAACCUUCCUCCUCGCCCUCCUCCGAGGUCCCAGAGGGCCCGGAGCCGCCAACUCAGCCUGCCCAGACCCUCCCAGGGAGCCCUCCCAGGAGAGCCUAUUACAUCUACUCAGGGGGCGAGAAGAUCCCUCUGGUGUUGAGCCGGCCUCUCUCCUCUAACGUGGCCACCCUUCAGCAUCUCUGUCGGAAGACGGUCAAUGGACACCUGGACUCCUAUGAGAAAGUAACCCAGCUGCCUGGGCCUAUUCGGGAGUUCCUGGACCAGUAUGAUGCCCCGCUAUAAAGAGCACAGGGCAGGGGUCAGGAGAGGGGCUUGGGUCCCCUCUUCUCUGUGGCACAUGGCACAAGCACAAAAAUCCAGCCGAAGGAGAGUCCUGUUGCUCUGGAGUCAGGAGGACAGGCCCCUCCCUGCGGCCCUCCCCGCUGCAGAAUGGGGCCUGCGGACUUGGAAUAUGUUUGAGGGUGGGGAGUGCCACCUGGGCUCCCCUUCCCCAGUCCAGCUUUUGGAGGAGCCAGCUGGCCAGGUGGGACAAUAGCAAUGACCAGUGGAUUCUCUUCUCUCCCCUUCCUGCACUACUCUCCGCUGCUUCCCAACAGGGGAUGCCUCCAGAGAGUUGAACUUAUAAGAACUGCCUCGGAAUCUUCAAACUUUCCAGCGGAACUUGUUGGCGCUCUGAUUUGGUUUAAACCUGAGCGAGGUGAAGGGCCUUGGAAAGGAUGGAAGGGAGAGGGCAGCCUGAGGGGCCCCAGAGCUGCGGGCUGGCCAUGAAAAUGGCCAGUCCAGGUGAGGGGGGUGGCUGCAUGCUCCACUCCCUGGCUCUGGGGAGAAAGGCAAGGGGUGACCUGAAGGGAGCCAUCUUGUGCCCCAGAGCCCAGGGCCCUUCCCUGUUAUAAGGAGGAAGUGGCAUUUGGAGAGGAUGGAUGGGCUGGUCAGUCGUCUCCUUUUCCUGCCCAUGCUGUGACUUCAGCACCUAGGGGAUGGUGGUAGAGAUGAGCCAUCAUUGACCCCAUCCCCCCCUAGAGAAGAUGGGGGAUUCAACUUUAUGCCUCCUGUCUGGCCAAGAGAUUCGCCUUAAAUGCUGGGCCACACACUGGGCCAUCCAGGCAGAGAGGCCCAGGGAUUCGCUGGAGGGCACCCAGCCAGCCACUGGUCAGGAUCAGUGGGUGGAGGGUGGGAGACCCAUGCCUUCCAGCUGAGCGCUGGAAGACCAGAAGCCCAGUUGGUGUUGGCCAGUCAUAGGCACCUCGUGGUCAGAGCAGAGCCACCAGGUCCCGUCCUCCAGGCCCUGCACAGCCCUCCCUCCUCACUUGGGGUGGGGUGGGCAGGAAGUCAUCCAGGCGCCUGCCACUCCAGCUGCUCUGGCUCUGCUGGCGCACUGAUCAGUGACAACUUACAGGAAUGUAGCAGCGACGGAAUUAACCUGGAACUGUUCUUUUUGGGGGGGAAACUAAACAUAAAAGUUUUCUGUGUCAGGUAUUUGGGCUGGGCGGGGCAGUUGUGCUUUGGGGUCAUUUUUUCCUUUUUUUUGUUGUUGUUUUUUAAUAAUGUUUACAAUCUGCCUCGAUCACUCUGUCUUUUAUAAAGAUUCCACCUCCAGUCCUUGCCCCCUCCCCACUCAGGCCUUCGAGGCUGUUAGGAGAUGCUUGAAGAACUCAACCAAAUCCCAAUCCAAGUCAAACUUUGCACAUAUUUAUAUUUAUACUCAGAAAAGAAACAUUUCAGUAAUUUAUAAUAAAAGAGCACUAUUUUUUAAUGAAAAACA
Molecule: messenger RNA, 2567 nt
Organism: Ictidomys tridecemlineatus (thirteen-lined ground squirrel)
Lineage: Eukaryota; Metazoa; Chordata; Mammalia; Rodentia; Sciuridae
Gene: Socs3
Product: suppressor of cytokine signaling 3
Biological process (GO): phosphatidylinositol phosphate biosynthetic process; intracellular signal transduction
Cellular component (GO): phosphatidylinositol 3-kinase complex
Molecular function (GO): 1-phosphatidylinositol-3-kinase regulator activity
Source: RefSeq, a predicted model, not a curated record